Pediculus humanus corporis (human body louse) is the source of this 909-nucleotide messenger RNA. RefSeq lists its product as uncharacterized. The coding region runs from base 1 to 909 and encodes 302 amino acids. Gene Ontology annotation, cellular component: membrane. The transcript is spliced from 6 exons. Gene Ontology annotation, molecular function: phosphatidylinositol bisphosphate binding. The record is from RefSeq and is a predicted model, not a curated record. NCBI's taxonomy places the organism in Eukaryota, Metazoa, Arthropoda, Insecta, Psocodea, Pediculidae.
AUGGCUCUAACGGCGGGAAAACAUCCGUUUUAUCACGGAUGCGGCGAAAUACCCACAGAUACAAUAAUUUAUGUUAAUGAUGUCAAAAAUUGGAUGAAUACUCAAACGGAUAUUCCAGAUGUUACGGAUGAAUUCAUAUACAUGUUUUUACAUUCGAAUUAUUUUGACGUUGAAAAAACUAAAAAAACAAUACAAUUAUAUUUUUCUCUAAGGUGUUCGUCUCCAGAUUUAUUUUUAAAUCAAUCCCCAUUAAAUCCAGAUAUACAAUCGGGUUUAAAUUCCGUAUUAAUGGUUCCUCUUCCGGAAGCGACACCGGAUGGUUACAAAGUCGUCAUAUUUAAAUUAUCUGAUCAGGAUCCGAAUAAAUUUGUACAUUUAAAUGCAGCCAAAGCAAUGAUUUUGUUCAAUGACGUAAGACUUUCAGAAGAUGGUAUAGUACCCGGUUACAUUGUAGUAUGCGAUGCAAGAGGUUAUACAUGGGCUCAUUUAAGUAAAUUAAAUCUUAACGUUCUUCGAGUUUAUAUGAAAUACAUGCAGGAAGCAAAACCAGUACGUCUUAAAGGACUCCACGUUAUAUAUUCUGCCAAAAUAAUUGAUAAAUUAAUGACCGUAGCAAAACCUUUUAUGAAAUCCGAAUUGCAAAAAUUGAUAAAAAUUCACACGAGUGAUAACAUGAAUGAUUUUUUUAAUUACGUUCCACAAGAAAUAAUGCCAGAAGAUUACGGUGGUAAAGCAAAAUCAUUAUUUACACUUCACGAAGAGAAUAGAAUUUUGAUGGAAGAAAAAUAUACUCAAUGGAUAGCUGAAGAAGAAAAUUUAUUAAAAAUUGCUUGCGAACUUAGGCAUUUGCAAAAAAAUAGUUCGUCAACCGAAUCUGUCGGAACAUUUAAAAGUUUAUCUAUUGACUAG